AUGAGUGCUGUCAUUUCAUCAUGGACUACCUCAGCUUAUCCAACGGAAACUUACUUAAAGACCGUCGCUACAGACCAUUUGUCUGAAUUGACUGUUAGUUAUACAUCGGCCAUUGAAAGAAUAGCUACCGAAAGUGCUAUCGGUAGAUUAAUUUCAUUGUCAAGAGUUAUCAGAGGGGUUCAAGCAACACAAACUAUUGUUUCUGCACAAAACGUUUUAGCCACAGCUACUGCUGAUUCAGUUAAAGCUCAAGCUACUGAAGCUAUUUUCCAUGCUUCAGUCAACUUAGAUGAUUUGAAUUUCGAGGAAAAUCUUUAUGACACAUUUUUAAACAGACCAGCUAAUAUCAUCUAUUUAUCCUUGUUUGCCUUGUUAUUCUUAUAUUAUACAUUCAUGAAUAUCAAAUCAAGAUACAUAUGGUUCAAUGUUACUUUCUGGUGUGGAUAUGCUUUAGAAUUUUCAGGUUUCUUAGGUAGAAUCUUAAGUUUCACUGAUUGGACUAAUAUUAAUUUUUUCCUUCUACAAUUUGUUUCAUUAACUAUAGCUCCAGCUUUCAUAAUGGCAGGGGUAUACUUCACAUUUGCACAGUUAGUGGUGGUUUAUGGAAGACAUUAUUCAGUAUUGAAACCAAUGUGGUAUACAUAUUUAUUCAUUACUUUUGAUGUUGUGUCUUUAGUUAUUCAAGCUAUCGGAGGAGGUAUGGCUUCUCAAGCACAAGCUCAACAAAAAAGUGGUAAAGCUGGUACUAAUGUCAUGAUUGCUGGUAUUGCUUUCCAAGUUCUUUCAAUGACAGUUUUCUUAUCACUUUGGUUUGAAUUCUUAAAUAGAGUUUUCUUCCAUGAUGUGAAUAGAAUUGAUUCAAGCAAUAGUUUAAACAAAAGAAGUUUUGGAAACUUCUUCAAAUUCUUAUUUAAUGGUAAAAACGCCGAUUCGUAUAAGAGAAACACUUUAGAACCCCAUUAUAAUCCAAAAUUUAAUUCAAUUAGAGCCAGGAAAUUAUUGAACUUUUAUCCUUUAGCUAUCACUGCAGCUUCAAUAGCCAUCUACAUCAGAUGUGUUUAUAGAGUUGUUGAAUUGGCUCAAGGUUGGUCUGGGUACUUGAUUACUCAUGAAGUAUUCUUAAUGACUUUGGAUGCUUUAAUGAUUUCGAUCGCUGGUUUGAUCUUUGUACCUUUCCAUCCAUAUUUCGUUUUCGGGCCAAAGAAUAUCUUGAAUGUUUCAACUAUUAGAAACAGAUUAGAUCAUCACCACUCUGAAGAGGAAAAGAUUAACGAUCGUGUUGAAGUUGAAACCCAAAGCCAUCAUGAUUCUGAUACUCAAUUAGAGUCUCAAACUGAAAAGUGA
This is a messenger RNA of Yamadazyma jaroonii, 1344 nucleotides long. Lineage: Eukaryota; Fungi; Ascomycota; Pichiomycetes; Serinales; Debaryomycetaceae. The record is from the annotation of a GenBank genome assembly.